Molecule: messenger RNA, 2289 nt
Organism: Malurus melanocephalus (red-backed fairy wren)
Lineage: Eukaryota; Metazoa; Chordata; Aves; Passeriformes; Maluridae
Gene: TNFSF15
Product: TNF superfamily member 15
Exons: 4
Coding region: 411-1130 (239 amino acids)
Biological process (GO): immune response
Cellular component (GO): membrane
Molecular function (GO): tumor necrosis factor receptor binding
Source: RefSeq, a predicted model, not a curated record
UCUGGCUCUCCCCUCCGCUUCUCACUUUCACUCCCAUUGGUUUCACGUUCCCUCCGCCACGCGGAAAAGCCGGCGAGCUUAUCCAUCCCAGCAGCGGGGUUUAUCCUGGUUCCGCCCACCGGGACUUUCCUGGCUUCCUUCUGCACCGGGAGGGGGGGGGAGGCGAAGCCGUGGGGAGGCAGGAGCCGGCCCGGGGCAGCGCGGGGAGCGCGGUGCUCCCGCCGCUGCCUGCGCUCGGUUUCUAUUGUAGGCGGUGCAUUCCUCGGGAGGGAGGGAGGGUGUGCGUGCGCGCCGGUGCCUUCCCACACUCGGGCCAGCUCUUAUUUAAUGGGGGUCUCCAUGCAGGGCAGGCGCCACAAGAGGUUUGGCGGUGCCCGGCUCCCUCGGAGAACGAGCCCGGCGCUGCUGCCAUGGACCGCGCGGUGGAGAUGGGGCCGGAGAUUCCCGGCGGCGCCCAAGGCUCCGGGAUGCACCUCCGCAAGGAUUUGAGGAGGAUCCGCUGCGCCGUGCUGCUGUGCCUGCUGGCCGUGCUGCUGCUGCUGCUGCCCACCGCUUACCUGCUGGUCGGGAACCUGCGAGCGCCCGGCUCCUGCGGCGCCCAGGUCACAGAGAACAAGGGCCCUCACUUUCUGAAGCAACGAGCAGUAGCUGCUGUUACGGACACRCUUUCCAGCGCAGAGAAGCCACGAGCUCACCUGACAGUGAAGAAGCAGGACCUGGCCAGCGCCGUGGGGACCCACCUGCCCAUCCUGCAGUGGGAGGACAAGCGAGGCCUGGCUUUCACCAAGAACAACCUGAGCUACUCCAGCAACGCCCUGGUGAUUCCCAUCUCCGGGGACUACUACGUGUACGCGCAGGUGACCUUCCGCGGGCCCGUGGGGAGCGGCAGCAAGCCCGGGCUGCUCACCCAGAUCAUCACCAAGGUCACCGACAGCUACCCCGAGCCCACCCAGCUGCUGACGGGCACCAAGACCCUCAGUGAGAACAGCUCUGGUUGGUUCCAGCCCAUUUACCUGGGCGCUGUGGUGUCCUUGGAGGCGGGGGACAAGCUGAUGGUCAACGUGAGUGACAUCAAGCUGGUGGAUUACACCAAGGAGCACAAAACUUUCUUUGGGGCUUUUUUGCUGUAGGGAUGUGGCAGCAGCUGGUGGGGGAUUCCUCCAGGGUCGUCAYGGGGGAAAUUCGUUGGAUUUUGGCUUUGUGGGCGCGUGUCGGGGUGAGAUCGCUGCUGUUUUCCUUCUUCUUCUUUUUCUGUGCCAUCACCAUCCUGCAGCUCGUUAGAGCCUUAAUUUGAUGGGUAGGGAAAGGUGAAGCUGUAGGUUGAAGUGGAAUAACACCCCCCAAAAAAAAAUUCCCAGCAAAAACCAACCAAAAAAACCCAAACAAAAAAACGGACCAAAAAAACCCAAACAAAAAAACGGACCAAAAAAACCCUCCAAACACAAAAAACAAAUCAAAAAACCCUACAAAAAAGAUGAAAAAAGAAAAACACAACCAAAAACACCUCAGAAAAUUCCAGCAAAAUAAAUAUGAAAGGAAAAAAAAACACCCAGAACAAACCAAUAAAAAAACCCUCACAAAAAAAAACAACAAAAACCAAAAACACUACCAAAAAAUAAAAUUCCAACAAAACAAAAGAAAAAGGGUUCAAAAAAACCCAGAACAAAAAGAAAAAGUAAAUUCAAACCAUAAAAAUGAAACUCAUAUUGGAGGGGGGAAAAAAAUGUAUUUUUGAAAGUAAAAGUUGAAAGUUCUUCAAAAGUUUGUAAGCUAAGGAGGAGCGGUUUAUACCUGYGGGUGGGAAUGUUGACCUUGAAUGUUGAGCUAGGCCAUGCCACUAAUUCUACCUUCACUGUACAAUUUCCACAAUUCAAAAAAAAACAAACAAAAAAAAGGUUUUGAGCAUUAUCCAGCAUUCCAGUAUAGUUUUGCAUGACCCUUCUUCAGAUUCUCAGUUCUAUAAGACAAUUAUUCCUCAUMAUUUCCUUUUUAAUAGAUUUACUCAGUACUUUGCACUAACACAAAGCUCAGGUUAACAAUCAACUGCUUAAUUAWUCCCUUCCAACUUCCCUGUAAAGUAGAUUAAAAUUAUAUCUUGUGCUUUGCAGAAGCAACUUGAGAUUUUUGGUUUUUCCAAAAAAAAAAAAAAAAAAUUGUUUACAGCUCUCUAAGUCCAUAUACAGCCUCAAAAUGUUCUGGAAAAGCUCUUGGGAACACACACAGACACUUUCUGUUUUAGCAUGAAAGUGGAAUUUCCCUCCAGGUCCUACUUUUGGGAAAAAAACAAAA